This is a messenger RNA of Peronospora farinosa, 501 nucleotides long. The record is from the annotation of a GenBank genome assembly. Lineage: Eukaryota; Oomycota; Peronosporomycetes; Peronosporales; Peronosporaceae.
AUGAAUGUCGCUUUCCGCUUCUACGCUCUUCUGUACCUGGUGUCGAUGAAAGCGGAUGGGCUAGUGGUCCAGCCACAAACGCUUCCCGCAGAUUCAAUUCAACCUCAGAUUCAGCGCAACGAAAGCAAAUCAGACGCAGCGACCGACUUUCUAGACGAAUUGGCCGCAGCAAUUUCUAAGCGCUACCCAACCAAUGACCAGUCGAACUUCGCAGCAUUCAUCGAUGCUCUGUUAGAUCUUAGCGAAGAAGAAGAAGGCGACGAUGACGUUGGACAUGUCUUCACCCCGUUUCCGGAACUAAUCUCGAUGAACGCUGACACGAACGCAUCAAGCACGUACGGCAACGUGACUGGAUCAGCAAGUGGAAAGCUGGAGAUUACGAACGGCGAUGAUGUCAACAUGCGCGACGGAGAGAACGUCUCCAACAACGCGGUAGUGAGACUAUUGAGUGGCAUUGCCGUGUCGAUCAUCGUGCUGCAAGCGUUUACUCUUACUAUUUAG